GGCAAACGCGUUUAGAUUCUUCUCAAAUAAAUGUGUUCUUUUUGGAUGCUGUUACUAUUAUUUAUUUACACGUGAUAAGGAAAGCAUGCCUCUAUACUUUGACUAUGGUUUUUAUUAUCUUAUGGUGAGGAUGAAAACAAUCUUCUAUAGAACACUUAUGUCGGGACGUCUAAUACCAACAUGAGCUUUGGUUUAUGUAUUUUGAGGGUGAGGGUGAGGGUGAUGGCUGGAUACACCUAAUCCACUCACAGUUCGUAGCUUUCUUGGAUACACCGACUCAGUUGCAUAUGGUAACGUAGUGAAUUGUCUGCUUUUGGAUGAAUACCGGGUGUAACGGAUUUAUGAAAUCACUCCGAAGUUCUUCACAAUCCGUGCAAGUUUUUACGAAAGAGAAAACUUUCGUUUGACGCAUUUCAUCUGCGCAUGCGUGAGCGAGAGACUUUUCAUUCCACAGAAAUGGAAAAUGCUCUUCUUAUGAUUCCGACGGCACUUAUACCUUUCACUCCUCAUUAGAGGAAUAGCUGAGUGGGUUGGUGCCCUUUAGUAUUUACACACAGAGCAUACGACAUUGUUUUCUUCUCUUUCAAAAAAAAGUCAUGACUUACAAUGCAUUAAAAAAGGACUUUUUUGACUGCUAACGGGCAAACGUUCUCAUAACCAAGCGAAACGUAACUGUUUAGUCUGCAGUUAACGCCGCAUCCACAUAUCAGCUGGCUGUUAUGAUGCUGGAUAUGCGCCUAACAUAGUUUAUACAGGAUAUACAAUUGUCAUUACUACAAAUAUUACGUGGGCAACCGGUCAAUUCUACUAUAUUACAAUGGACAGUGGAUUUGCCAGUGGAAGUGUUUUCUGUCAUGCGGAAUCGGCACCGAUCACUGAUCCAUCAUUUUGGCGAUUCAAUAUCUGGGAUCCAGCAGUUUCUAGUACAACUACUACCCAGGUUAUUAUGGCACGGCCGGUUCCGGCCGGUUCCACUCAUUUCCCGGCCGUUUCCUGCAAACUUCGAGCCGGAAACGGUCAGGAACUGAUCGGAUAUUUCCUGUCCAAUUCCGGCCGGAAUCCGGCGGCAAGGAAUCUGCCGGAACUUGCUGGAAUCGGCGAAAACUGUGCCGGAACCGACUCAGAUUUCAACGGAUCCAGUCGCCGGAAUGAUCGACCUGGGAGUAUUAUCUGCUGA
Messenger RNA from Adineta ricciae, 1177 nucleotides. Lineage: Eukaryota; Metazoa; Rotifera; Eurotatoria; Adinetida; Adinetidae. The record is from the annotation of a GenBank genome assembly.